Messenger RNA from Rotaria sp. Silwood2, 765 nucleotides. The record is from the annotation of a GenBank genome assembly. NCBI's taxonomy places the organism in Eukaryota, Metazoa, Rotifera, Eurotatoria, Philodinida, Philodinidae.
AUGCAAUCAGCUUCACCACGUAUAUUAACAUUAAUAAAACAAGCUAAACAAACAUUUUCAAUAAUAUUAUCAAAUAAUGAUCAUAAUUAUGAUACAAAUGAUUGUAUUGAUUCACUUCGACGUUCAAUGAAUCGAAUAACAAAAUAUGAUUUAAAUUUUACAUUAUUUGAUAAUAUUAAAAAUCCUCAAUCAUUGAAUUCCAUUGAUCAAAAAAAUUUAGAAAAAUUUUUAAAUUCAAAUGCACCUGUUUUUUAUAUAAAAUUAUAUGAAGAUAAUAUUAUAUCAGUGGGAAUAUUUAUUAUAAAAUCACAUCAUCGUAUGCCAUUACAUGAUCAUCCACGUAUGUUUGGUUUAAUUAAAGUUCUUGAUGGUCAUGGUCAUUUAAAUGCUUAUAAUGUUCUUUUCGAAAAAAAUGAAAAUGAACUUAUUUGUAGUAAGCACAUAUCCACAACAAUUAAUUCACAAUCAGAAGCAGCUGUACUAUAUCCAAAUAAAUUAAAUAUUCAUGAAAUAUAUGCAAUUAAUAAUGAUCAUUGCGCUUUUUUGGAUAUUCUUAGUCCACCAUAUUCAAAUGAAAAUGAUUGCACAUGUUAUAUUGCUAAACCAUCAUCAACACCAUCAUCAUCAUCAUCAUCAUCAUCAUCAUCAUCACAAUCGACAACAGACUUAAAUGAAAAUGAAAGAAAUUAUAUUUUAAAAAGAAUAUCGGACGAUGAAUAUUAUACAGAAUCACUUCAAUAUACAGGUCCGCCAAUAUCCUUGUGA